AUGAUGGAGGAUUUCGAUAAUAGAGUUAAGGCCUAUAAAAUUGUUUCCUAUGCCGCUGUUAUAUUUUCGACUAUUGCCGUUCUAUCCAUAUGUGUUACGUUACCUAUGGUUUAUACGUAUGUAAGUCAGAUUAAACGACAAAUGUCAAAUGAAAUCGUUUAUUGUAAGAAUUCAGCAAGAGAUAUAUGGAAUGAGGUCGGUAAUCUGAAACAAACACCAACACAAAAAAAUAGAACAGCUCGACAAGCUGGUUAUGAUGCCGAAGUGAGCGUUGAAAUACAAGGACCGCAAAGAGGAGCUGGUUGUGAAAGUUGCUGUUUGCCAGGACCGCCGGGACCUCAAGGCAUUAGAGGAACGCCAGGCAGACCCGGAAGGCCAGGAAAGCCAGGCCUUCCAGGCAACCCAGGUCGACCACCGCAGCAGCCAUGCGAGCCAAUCACUCCACCGCCAUGCAAACCUUGCCCACAAGGACCACCUGGCCCACCUGGACCACCAGGAUUGCCAGGUGACGCCGGACCAAAUGGUAUUCCAGGGAAUGGAGGCGGAGAUGGCCUACCCGGACCUCCAGGACCAAAAGGACCACCAGGACCACCAGGCUUGUCAGGAACGCCAGGGGCGCAAGGGCCUCCCGGAAGAGAUGCCGUUAGCACAGUAUUCCCAGGAGAACCUGGACCACCAGGAGAUCAAGGAGCGCCAGGCACACCGGGCGCACCAGGCCUUCCUGGACCAGAUGGUCCACCAGGACCACCAGGACCAAAAGGUCCGCCAGGAUCACCGGGGCUACCCGGAUUACACGGCCAACCUGGUACACAAGGCGAACCUGGUAUACCAGGUGUAGCAGGCGAACGAGGCAUCUGCCCAAAAUAUUGUGCCAUUGAUGGUGGUGUAUUCUUUGAAGAUGGUACUCGACGAUAA
This is a messenger RNA of Dracunculus medinensis (Guinea worm), 915 nucleotides long. The record is from the annotation of a GenBank genome assembly. NCBI's taxonomy places the organism in Eukaryota, Metazoa, Nematoda, Chromadorea, Rhabditida, Dracunculidae.